Messenger RNA from Hippocampus comes (tiger tail seahorse), 1552 nucleotides. Its product is annotated as myosin light chain kinase family member 4-like. The coding region runs from base 1 to 939 and encodes 312 amino acids. The transcript is spliced from 9 exons. Gene Ontology annotation, molecular function: ATP binding; protein kinase activity. The record is from RefSeq and is a predicted model, not a curated record. Lineage: Eukaryota; Metazoa; Chordata; Actinopteri; Syngnathiformes; Syngnathidae. Gene Ontology annotation, biological process: protein phosphorylation.
AUGUCUCGGGGUUCCGAGCCUGCGGCCAGCGACAUCGGUGUCGUGGGAGACAUCAAGAAGGAAAAGAAAGUGGCUCUCAUCACCGGCAUCACCGGACAGGCAGAGGCCGGAAAGUCUGGUCAUCUGCUGAUCCUCCGCAUCGAGAGGAGCCACAUGAGGAGGUACCCCCCCCCCCUCCCAGGAAUGACCCAGGACAAACCGGCACCCCAGGACGUGGUGAGGAACGAGAUCCAGGUGAUGAACCAGCUCAAUCACUGCAACCUCAUCCAGCUCUACGCGGCCUUUGAGUCUCGUCACGACAUCAUCCUGGUCAUGGAGUAUGUCGAGGGCGGCGAACUGUUCGACCGCAUCAUCGACGAGAACUGCAACCUGACUGAGUUUGACACAGUGCUGUUUAUCCGGCAAAUCUGCGAGGGACUGCAGUACAUGCACCGAAUGUACAUAUUACAUCUCGACCUCAAGCCAGAGAACAUUCUUUGUGUCAGCAGAGCAACAAACAAGAUAAAAAUAAUUGAUUUUGGUCUAGCCCGGAGGUAUAAACCUCGAGAGAAGCUGAAAGUCAACUUCGGAACGCCUGAGUUUUUGGCCCCAGAAGUCAUCAACUAUGAGUUUGUUUCCUUCCCGACAGACAUGUGGAGCCUCGGCGUCAUCACUUACAUGCUACUUAGUGGCUUGUCUCCUUUCCUCGGGGAUGAUGACAACGAGACUCUCAACAACAUCCUGGCCUGUCAGUGGAAUUUUGAGGAAGAAGAGUUCACAGACGUUUCUGAAGAGGCCAAAGACUUCAUCACGCGUUUGCUGGUCAAGAGCAAAAGCUGGAGGAUGAGCGCGACGGAAGCUCUCAGACACUCCUGGCUGGCAGACCAAAGGCUGCACUAUCAGUUACAUGUGAAGAAAGACAAAUGUCAGCCCACAGCACCGCCCUCGCCAGAAUCCUAGAGAGGUGCUGUCUCCUAACAAAAAAAAAAACAAAAAAGGAAGUCACUUUCCUCUGCAGAAAUUCGGUGAGGCCGCCAGCAGGCCUUCGGACAAUGUCGGGCCCCGGCGCCCAACACUGACUGGACCAAUGCUGCUGUACCCGUAUGGCUACGGAAUAUCGACUCUCUGCCGAGCUUCCACCGCAUUAGCUUGGUACAGCUGCUCGACUGUCGUCGACUUCAUUGAGGCCGGAACAAGAAAUGGGUCAAUUUAUCAUUCGAGGUACAAAGUGUAAGAACAUAAAAGCGAAGUUGAAAUACCGCACUGAUAUGUGCGGUGACGUGCCUCUGCACACAUGGGGACCCUGCAGCCCAAAACGGAGCGCUCAAAUGGAUUUAUUGUCAGGAACGCAUCGUAUUUGGUAAAGAAAUGUCAAUUUAACCCUUCCAGGGACAGCGGUGAUCACGGUGGACAUCUUAUCAUGUUGUCACGUUAAAGUACUCCCAAAAAAUGGACUCCUUAGCAACGGCUAUGUGCAAUUCCCAGAAAUAAAUGUAAUCAACACCACUUUUUUUCCCAUAACAUGACUUAAUCAUGCCAAAUUUUCGUACCCAUAUACAAACAAGAUCUUGUU